Molecule: messenger RNA, 537 nt
Organism: Oryza sativa Japonica Group (Japanese rice)
Lineage: Eukaryota; Viridiplantae; Streptophyta; Magnoliopsida; Poales; Poaceae
Source: RefSeq, a predicted model, not a curated record
AUGAGGGGAAUGGACAAGAUGCACUCGGAUGACGGGAAGCUCAUGAGGAUCAUAGCUCUGAAGGAUGAGAUCGCACGCCUGAAGAAGGAGAAUGCUCAGUUGAAGGGCCUCCCCAUUCCCGGAGGAGUCCGGAUCCGCAACAUGCCCCGCAAGUCAACGACUGCACCCGUGCGCAUUCAGCUUGCGCCCAGGAACCCACCUCCGCCCGCAGCUCCUGCAGCUCCUCCAGUUCUGCCCGCAGUUCCCGCAGCUCGAGCAGCUCUAGCUCCAGUCCCAGCUCCUGCCCCAGUGUCAGCUCCCGCGUCCGCUCUCUCCUUCGCUCCAGCAUCAGCCGUCAGGGGCCCAGCCAGUGGCAACGGGGGUUGGUUGCCUGCUACUCCCAGUGGCAGCCGCAACCACAUCAGCAGCAGUUCGAGUGGCUCAGAGCUGGGCCAGAUUCCAGGAGCAGCUCAGAGGGACCUGGCGAUGAGCAGGAGGACACCUUCGACUCCACCGACCGCAGGAGCCAUUCCGAGCAUUAGGCUUGUUUUCCCUUAG